This is a messenger RNA of Fundulus heteroclitus (mummichog), 3945 nucleotides long. Its product is annotated as Krueppel-like factor 6. The coding region runs from base 243 to 1103 and encodes 286 amino acids. The record is from RefSeq and is a predicted model, not a curated record. Gene Ontology annotation, biological process: regulation of transcription by RNA polymerase II. The transcript is spliced from 4 exons. Lineage: Eukaryota; Metazoa; Chordata; Actinopteri; Cyprinodontiformes; Fundulidae. Gene Ontology annotation, molecular function: RNA polymerase II cis-regulatory region sequence-specific DNA binding; DNA-binding transcription factor activity, RNA polymerase II-specific.
GUUCGUCUGUAAUUUUGAAUCGGGGGGGAAGUUUACAGUGCGCUGACAGACUUUUGAGUGAGUUCAGUGUGGUGCGCUCCUCGGUGCGUCACACACUCAGAGAGCCAGCAGUGGAAGUGCGCGUCCGUCCCAGGCUGUCAUACAUGCCCAAACAGCAGCGUGGCCAGCUUCUCUCCAAACACAGCAGGCUUCUCCUCCUUCACACGCCUCACUUCGCUUCUUGGUUCGGCUGAGACUCGGAAAUGGAUGUCAUACCGAUGUGCAGCAUCUUCCAAGAGCUCCAAAUUGUGCACGACACGGGAUACUUUUCGGCGUUACCGUCGCUGGAAGAGUACUGGCAGCAGACAUGCCUGGAGCUGGAGAGGUACCUCCAGAGCGAGCCCUACGUCUCCGCCACCGACCUCAAGUUUGAUAACCAGGAGGACCUGUGGAGCAAGCUGAUGCUCGCCUGCGGGGACAAGUCGAACGAGGCGGACCCGAAGCUGGCCCACAUCAAGGAGGAGGUGGACGGUCAGGACAUCCAGCCCCUUGACGUCGGCGGCUUCAACUCUGACGCCAGCAGCGAAGCCUCGGACAGCUCCGAGGAGCUCUCCCCGACCCUCGACUUCUCCUCCGGCUCUUUGGCGGACAUGUUGGGCGACAGCGGAGAAGACCUGGGCUCUGCCAUCAUCGGCACGCCGCCUUCCUCCCCCGAGCUCGGCAAGGAGGGCUCCGUGGCCCAGGUGUGGAGCGGCAUACAGACUGUACUGAACUCGCCUGGGAAAAUAAGAACUGAGGGGCCGGAGAGGUCCGUGGACAGGUCGGGGAUGACCAGCGGGGAGGCGUCGCCCGACGGGAGGAGGCGGGUGCACCGGUGCCAUUUCAACGGAUGCAGGAAGGUGUACACCAAGAGCUCACACCUCAAAGCACACCAGCGCACGCACACAGGUGAGAAGCCCUACAGGUGUUCAUGGGAGGGUUGUGACUGGCGCUUUGCACGCAGUGAUGAACUAACCCGACACUUCAGGAAGCACACUGGAGCAAAGCCAUUUAAAUGCAAUCACUGCGACAGGUGUUUCUCCCGUUCGGACCACCUGGCGUUGCACAUGAAGAGGCACAUCUAAGAUGGCCUCCUUGAGUGCUCUGAGGGAUGAGUCUGGUUGAUUGGCCCGACCAUUUGGGGAUCAGCAAGGCCGGUGUGUCCGGGGAGCAUUAACAGGGGCGCCGGCGUGUUCCAGUCAGUGGAGAGACACGAAGCAACACAGGCUAUUAUUUGCACCAUACUUUGUGCCUCCAACACCUCGCUGUGGUGAUUGCUCUUGAAAGGCUUUUAAGGAGGAGCAGGGGGUGAAAAGAGACGAUGGGGAAGAUCUUGGCUGGAGUUGAUGGGAAGAGACUCUUCUGUAUGGUGUUAAAUGCUUUUUUUGGGGGGGGGGUUCUUUUCCUGGAGGAUUAUGGGACUCCAGGAGUGGGGGGCACUGUUCCUCCACUGACGGUGUGUGUGCCUGUACGCAUGGGACUCUGAGUGCCUGUGACUGGAUGCCUGUGCUGGCUUUAUGCAGCGGAUGGAGCUUGCGAGUGAAUGACAUGGAAGGGGUGGCGUUGUGCAACGAUGGUUUCUUCUUUUUUUUUUUUUGGGAUGGAAGGGAGGAAAAGAGGCGAGCGGAUGACUUGAUGUCUCUGUAAGAAUGAAUGCAAGCAAAGAGUUCUGUCUGUGUUGAUCUGAUCUGUUCAUUAUGGCAGGGAGUAAGGGGUUGUUUGCUGGAGCUCAUUCUUCUUUUUUUUUUCUUCCUUUCAUUUAUCCAAAGGAUGACCCCUGUCUGCCUGGAGGUGGAAUUACAGCUCCCUGUCCGAACUCGGGAGGUUGUUUUGUUUAGUGCAGCUAUUAAAUGUGCAAUGUAUUACGUGGCCUGUCUCACAACAUACACGUUAUAAAGCUCAUUUUGUUGUCCAUUGUGUAAGCCUUGUAUCCAAAAAAAAGACAAAAACAAAAAAAACUACCGUACACUAACAGUUAUGGCAGAUUAUAACAGCCGUUGCAUGGGAUCGGGGGAUGUGUUGCUCACUGGCGCGCGUAGAGGACGACGAAAUUCCAUUCAAGUGCAGCUACCUUCAUGUUACUCGGCAUCAUAAUAUUGUAAAAAAACAAAAAAACAUAAGGCAGUCUUUUUUUGGUUGUUUGUUUUAAAUUGGGGAUACCACUAUUGUUAACAAGUGUCUUGGUUGAGGUUUUUUUUGUUUCUUUUUCUUCACAUUUGCUUUUUCUCUUUUGUUCUGUCUGUAAAUGCACUGUUGACCUUACUGAUGCCUUAUGUAAGUGGCCUUGUCCUGUUAAAAAGAUCACUCCCUCACACAUACUCACACCAAACGGCUUACUGAAUAGCUUUAUAAAGGCUCUUAUCCAUACAUUUGCACCUUUUUUUUUUUUGUUCCGUCUCCUCAUUGGAUUCUUCCAAACUCUUGAAAAGUAAAAAAAAAAAAAAAAAAAAUCUAUAAAAAGUUAUAUACAUAUAUAUCAGCUUCACAAUGACUGCUGCUUUUCCAUAUCUGCCACUUCUUUUUCUUGAUUACACCAGAACAAAUCAUGUUCUAAUUGAUUCAAAUUUUGAGACAGAAAUUUGCAGAACCAUUUUUUGCAGGGGGAGAAAAACAAAAUCAACUUUUAUAGUGGUUUACUACUAUGUAGUAUAAGACGAUGUGGAUGCACUGCAGAUAAACUAAGUUGCUGCGAAGGUACAGAGCCUUGGAAACAUGUUCUCGUGAAACGUGGAUCUGGUCACAUAACCAGUGAGGCGGGCAGAAAUUACAGCCAACACGUCAGGGCCGUUUAGAACCGUUGAUGUUACCUGGUAUAAUAGUCCUAUGAGAUGAUGACAGCAGUCUUAAUCACGAGUCUGUUAUGUAUGUUUUGUCUCGCUUUACCGUCAACGUGAGUCAGUGGUUCUCCUCAAUCCCAGUUCAAACAACGCUUAAUCUGACUAAACGGUACAAAGACUUGUCUAACCAGUUCAGCUGUGCUGCGCUUCAGGUCAACGGGUCUCUUGUCUCUGAAGCGGGACCUGAGACCAGACGUUUUUUUUGCUUUUACAAACUUCACUUUUUUGCAUGAUCAAACUUCAGUUAAAGGUUUUUUUUCGUCACCAUUUGCCACCUGAGACAAAAUGUUUUCUUCUGGAUAAUGAAAGCAUAAAACAAAAGUGUUUUUAAAAAUGACCUUCCUUCACUCAUUUCUUCAUAUCGGUCAGUAUCACAGGUAGCCUUGUGAUAAACCUUUUGCAGGGUUAGCCCUGUUGUAGAUGAAUAAAAAUCAAUUAGUAAUGCUUCUUUUUUUACACUGAGAAAUGUAAAAAAAAAAAAAAAUGCAAAUAUGCAUUUGUUGUUGAAAGGAUGUUUUGUAAGAAAGCAUAUAUUUUGAACAGGUAUGGGACCAAAAGCAAGCGCAGUGAGUCAUUUCCAAAUAAAACCGAUAACAUGUCGAAGAAUUACUGUAAAAUAGAUGCACUCCAUUUUUGUUUUCAUUUGUUUGUGUAACAUUUUUUUUUUUUUUUUUUUUGUUCUGGGAGAAAAUCUACGUAAGAUUGAGCAACGCACAUUAUCAAAUGGCAUCAAUAGCGCCUACACCUGUGGCCUGUCAUUUUUCAAGAGGAUAAAAAAAACAAAACUUUAUAGAUGUGAACUUUUCUGGACACUUGAAAUGUCAUCAUGUUGCAUUCUGGUGCCCAUAUAAUUUUAAUGAAAUUGUUAUUUUACAUGUAAGGUCUUUCUCUCAACUUUUCAAAAGACUUGCAAAUAUACCCUGUCUUUAGCUAGAAUAAAAAAAAAAAUAUUGGAUAAACAUGGAAAUAUGAGGCUCUAUUUUUGUUUGUUUUAUGGCAUAAGAUUUUUUUUUCAUUUGAACUUGUUUUGUAAAAUAGUUUCUGUAUGAAUGUAUUUUUUAUUGAAAAUGGAUAAAAGACUUUAUUGGUU